Molecule: messenger RNA, 636 nt
Organism: Chaetura pelagica (chimney swift)
Lineage: Eukaryota; Metazoa; Chordata; Aves; Apodiformes; Apodidae
Gene: NIFK
Product: nucleolar protein interacting with the FHA domain of MKI67
Exons: 4
Coding region: 1-636 (211 amino acids)
Biological process (GO): maturation of LSU-rRNA from tricistronic rRNA transcript (SSU-rRNA, 5.8S rRNA, LSU-rRNA)
Cellular component (GO): nucleolus
Molecular function (GO): RNA binding
Source: RefSeq, a predicted model, not a curated record
AUGGGCUAUGACUCUGGCAGCAUGAAACGGUUUGGAUUUAGCUCUGCAGGUACAGAAGUGUCAUUUCAGGUUUCUUCCUGUCAUUGCUUGCAGACUGGAGCUAGCAAGGGCUAUGGAUUCAUAGAGUUUGAGUCUGAUGAUGUGGCUAAGAUCGUUGCAGACACAAUGAACAACUACCUGUUUUCUGAAAGGCUGCUGAAGUGUCAGUUCCUACCUCCUGAAAGGGUACAUGAAAACCUCUUCAAAAGCAGUAACAAGAUAUUCCUGAAGCCCUCCCAGCCGGCGGUCAGGCGGUACAACCGGGUGCGCUCCCUGCUGCAGAAGGCAAAGAUGACCAAGCGGCUGCUGCGGAAGGAGAAGCUCCUCCGCAAGAGGCUGGCUGAGAAGGGGCUGGAUUAUGACUUCCCAGGAUUUGCUGCACAGGAGCUUGCCAUAAAGAGAAAAAAAGUUGCAACAUCCAAGAAGUCAAAACUGAACAUUUCUUUGAGCAGCCAGGAUCCUACUCCAGUCUGUACUCCAACAGUGCUCGAACGCCGGAAAGCUGCCCAGUUGGAUGAUGACACAGAGGACAAAGAAAUAACUCUCAGACUGCCCCCUGCCAGUGUUAGGAAUGCUGUGGAGAGACCGAAGAAGUAG